AUGCUGAUCACGGAUUAUAUGACCAACAGAAUUCUCAACCCCGAAUGGGACCCAAUCGAGUUCCAACCUCAGGGAGAGUGUCUCCAAAUCCUGAGCCAGCCAGUGGAGUGUAUUCGAGCCGUAUGCCUGUCUCCCCCCGACUACUACCAUCCAAACAUCUGGGCCUUUUAUCUGUCCACGUCUGGAGAAGGAAUGAUAGCGGUAAGACUUGAAUGUCAACCAACUAGCCGCCGCAGAACCACUGUUGUUCUACAAGGUUCUAAAGCCAAAAUUCUAUUUCAAAAGACAUUGCUCUUGGUCCCACGCGGUGUGGAAGCGACCUUUGUCCUGAGCGUGAACCCGGGAUUCACGGUGAGGGAUAUCCGCAACAUAAUUGUUACGAAUAACCGGCACAAAUACGAGAUUGACGAAGAAGGUUGGAAUAGCCGAACCUGGGUUUAUGAUCAAAUCGAUCUCUUCAACCAGUAUGGUAUCUUCGCCAACCAGGGCGAGGUCGAACUUGUGAACGAUGGACUCCAUAAAAGGUGGCCAGGGGGGGCUCCUAACCCGCUCGAGGAAGGGGCUUACUAUGGGUGA
Molecule: messenger RNA, 576 nt
Organism: Penicillium hordei
Lineage: Eukaryota; Fungi; Ascomycota; Eurotiomycetes; Eurotiales; Aspergillaceae
Exons: 2
Coding region: 1-576 (191 amino acids)
Source: RefSeq, a predicted model, not a curated record